Molecule: messenger RNA, 267 nt
Organism: Symbiodinium necroappetens
Lineage: Eukaryota; Dinophyceae; Suessiales; Symbiodiniaceae
Source: the annotation of a GenBank genome assembly
AUGGCAUGUGCCGUCAUGUUGGUUGCGGUGCCGACAGUCAAAGAUCCGAAAGCCGGUGUACGUCCGCAGGCAGGCAAGUUCGGCGGCCUUGCGCUGCUGCGGUCUGGAGAUGUAUUCUUGGAACGGCUGGGCAUCACUCGCACCUACAACGAGGCUAUGUCGCGCCUGCUUUGUCUUCUUAUGAUACAUCUGGUGCUGGCUGCAUUGCUUCUGGCCUACUGCCAACCGCGGUUCAGCCGAGCCAAGUGCCCGCCCUGGCAAACCAAG